UCAUCUGCCGUCAUGGCGGCGUGCAGGUUGCUUGUGAGUCAAGGUGUGCUAGCUCUUGGUGUCCAUUACCAGCGUGUCUGCAGAUCUGUAGUCUUCACACAGACCAGGGAGAAGAAGCGAUGGAUGAAAGCCUAUACGCUGAUCAUGAACAGAAUAAGGAGGAUAGAAGGGCCGCCGCCACCGAAGCCACGCUCUCAGCAGCCUAACUGGGACUACCAUGCGGAGGUGGAGGCCUUCAGCAUCCGGUUGAAGGAGCGUUUCUCCACAGAGCUCCUGAAGACGGCCUUCGUGAACCCCUGCUAUGUGCGGUCAGAGGAGGAGAGGCGGCGUGGGCUGGGCUUGGACGCUGGCGCCGCAGCUCUCAACCUCAGAGACAACACCGAGCUGAGAGAACAUGGCGAGCAGUUUACACUGGGUUUCCUCAUGGACUGGUGCAGGAGCAACUUCCCAAGCCUGCCCCAGGAGGCUGCAGCAGCCAUUGUGGGUCACCUGAUGGGAUCAGAGAUCAUGUGCCAUGUGGCACGGAACCUUGCUAUGGAGGAAUUGGCGUUGACAGCAGAGUUUCCUGUUCCAGAUGAUGUCCUUCAGGGAACAUUCUUCGCUGUGAUUGGUGCCCUGGAGCAGAGCAGUGGGACCGAGGGGGCGGGGCUUUUCCUCAGGGACUUCCUGCUCACGCAGCUGAUCGGGAAGGACCUGUUCGAUAUGUGGAAGGUGGUGAACCCCAUGGGUGUGCUGGUGGAGGAGCUGAGACGCAGAGGGGUGGCACUCCCUGAACCCCGCCUCAUCCAGGCCUCCGGUGCCAGCACAGUCCUUCCACUCUACUUUGUCGGCCUGUACAGUGAUCAGAAGCUGCUGGCCCAGGGUCCUGGCGAGACUCUCUCCUCUGCAGAAGAGGAGGCAGCACGUGUGGCUCUGCGGAAGCUCUUCGGCUACGUGGAGAACCGCAAACCGUUCGACUUCUCCCCCGCCCAGGAGCAGCGUCAGCCAGCAGCCAGCCAAGCUCUCUACAGCAGAUAGUGCACUCUCUGAUCUCCCUGUCUCCUCCCUGCAUCCCCACUCCGCGUCCGUGAAGCGGCUCAAAGCGCCGAGGUCCACCCUCAACAACACGGCUCUCCUCCAUUAUUAAUUUUGCCGCAGUAGAAGUGAGCGUCUAAAAAAAGACAUGUAGUUCUCUGUUCAGUCCGCACUUACAGAACUAGCACGCACACCCUCCACUCUCCUUCAGCCACGUGGAAACAUCUUCAUCCCGGGAGCGCUGCUGGGGUUUUUUCUGUUGUUGUUUCUUUCUUUCUUUUUUCUGCACCUUUUUCAUCUUUUACAAAGCAGCAGACAUGAAGCAGUUUGCUUCUAAAUCGAGAUGGUUGAAACUCCACUCCAGUAUACCAGCUUCUUGCAGUCAGACACUUGUGAGGAUGACAGCCUAGUAUUUUAUAUUCUUCCUUAUAUUUAGGCGUGUUGUUACAUCCUGCUUCACUCUCAGGAAAAUGGCUCCAACUGCAUUAAAUUAUUUUUACACAAUUUUAUGACUAGUUUGGUAAAAUUAUGUGUACAAACUGAUUAAAUUAAUUGGCCAGCCACUUGAUGAUAAAAUGUUUCUGACCUGCAGUUAGGAUGGAGCUUUAACAGAUCCUUUUUAAAUGCAAACUGCAGCUGGACUGAUUCCCACAGGAAGAUCAGUGGGUGUGCAUUUUUUCUCUGAAAUUGCACAGUGCACAUAAAAGCUGUAAAAAUGUAUGCAUAAAAAUUAUGAAAAAGGGUAAGGCAGUAGACAUGUCUCAUCCUGACAGGUCACCGACUGUCUGGAGUACUGUACAAUUUAGUUAACAUCAGGCUUGAUUUCUUGGAUAAACAAAGUAAUCCAUCUAUGUGUUUUGUGAUUAAGAUUUUUCUUUUGAGGUCCUCACAUUGUAUAUUGUUCAUGUGCUAUGGUGCCAUUGAUGAUUAAAAGGUCCCCCCAAUAUUAAA
Molecule: messenger RNA, 1965 nt
Organism: Electrophorus electricus (electric eel)
Lineage: Eukaryota; Metazoa; Chordata; Actinopteri; Gymnotiformes; Gymnotidae
Gene: mrpl44
Product: mitochondrial ribosomal protein L44
Biological process (GO): RNA processing; mitochondrial translational elongation
Cellular component (GO): nucleus; microprocessor complex; mitochondrial large ribosomal subunit
Molecular function (GO): double-stranded RNA binding; ribonuclease III activity
Source: RefSeq, a predicted model, not a curated record